Molecule: messenger RNA, 2107 nt
Organism: Amaranthus tricolor (Joseph's coat)
Lineage: Eukaryota; Viridiplantae; Streptophyta; Magnoliopsida; Caryophyllales; Amaranthaceae
Product: L-ascorbate oxidase homolog
Exons: 9
Coding region: 201-1910 (569 amino acids)
Molecular function (GO): copper ion binding; oxidoreductase activity
Source: RefSeq, a predicted model, not a curated record
UUUCCACCGAUUGCCAGCUUGCUAUUUUCGGCAACCUUUUCCUUUGAAUAUGAAUAGUUUUGUACGCAGAAAAAAAAACGAAGAAACAACCAAAAAGAUUGAAAUUAUUAAAGUUAUCAACAACCGGAAACGACCCUUUAUAGUUUCAAGCGCAAAUUAUUUAAAUAUAUGCCCAAUUUUCCGUGUUUUAUUUAUAUUAUAUGUAUCCCUUGCUUUCAUCCACUUCACACUCCCUCUCUACUCUAUUAGCCUCCAUUCAAAUUUUAGGAAGAAGAAACAUAAAGAAGAUGGAGGAAAGAAAUUUGAAAUACAUAAUAUUGGAAAUAGUUGUAUUAUUGAAUGUAUCUAUAUCUGUUGUAAAUGCUGAUGACCCAUAUAAGUUUUUCACUUGGACUGUCACUUAUGGAAAUAUUGCUCCUUUGGGUGUUCCACAACAGGUAAUCCUCAUCAAUGGCCAAUUUCCUGGACCAAAACUUGAUUGUGUGACCAAUGACAACAUUGUUCUCAAUGUCAUCAAUAAAUUGAAUGAACCAUUCCUUCUCACUUGGAAUGGAAUCAAGCAAAGGAAGAACUCAUGGCAAGAUGGUGUUCUAGGGACUAACUGCCCAAUCCCUCCAAACCAAAACUUCACAUACAUCUUUCAGCCUAAAGAUCAGAUCGGUUCUUACACUUACUUCCCAUCGACUGGUUUGCACCGCGCUGCUGGUGGUUUUGGAGCUCUCAAUGUCUACUCCAGGCCUCGAAUUCCUAUUCCUUACCCUGACCCUUCUGGUGACUUCACUUUGCUUAUUGGUGAUUGGUACAAGACCAACUACAAGACCCUUCAGGGAGCUCUGGAUGCAGGAAAAGAUCUUCCAUUCCCUGACGGUUUGCUUAUCAAUGGCCAAACUGGGGGUUCGUUCACUGGCGAUCAAGGAAAAACAUACAAGUUCAGAGUUUCGAAUGUGGGAUUGUCGACUUCGUUCAACUUCAGGAUUCAAGGUCACAAAUUGAAAGUGGUUGAAGUCGAAGGAUCACACGUUAUUCAAAAUCUGUAUGAUUCCAUUGAUGUCCACGUUGGUCAGUCGCUCUCGAUCCUUGUGACCUUAGACCAGGCUCCCAAGGAUUAUUACAUUGUUGCAUCGACACGUUUCACAAGUACAGUUCUUACUGCUAAUGGAGUUCUUCACUACUCAAACUCCAACUCGCCAGUCUCGGGACCUUUGCCUCCUCCCCCUGCUGAGGAACUCCCUUGGUCCAUGGAGCAAGCUAGAACUUUCAAGUGGAAUCUUACAGCAAAUGCAGCAAGGCCAAACCCUCAAGGAUCAUUCCACUAUGGAACAAUCCCAAUCACAAAAACCUUUGUUUUAGCCAACUCGGCUCCUGUUAUCAACGGAAAGCAACGCUACGCUGUCAACCAAGUGUCGUUUACCUACCCCGAUACCCCUCUCAAGCUUGCUGAUUACUUCAACAUUCCUGGAGUCUUCAGUGUAAAUUCCAUCCAAGGAAGUCCGUCUGGCGGGUCUGCAAGGCUUGGCACUUCUGUUAUGGGUACUUCUCUUCACGAUUUCAUUGAGAUCGUCUUCCAAAAUGAUGAGAAUUCCAUGCAGUCUUGGCAUCUUGAUGGCUAUGAUUUCUGGAUUGUCGGAUUUGGUGCUGGUAAGUGGAGUCAAGCCAGUCGGAACAGUUACAAUCUGAAAGACGCUCUUACCAGACAUACUACUCAGGUUUAUCCAAACUCGUGGACAGCAGUAUUGGUGUCGUUGGACAACCAAGGCAUGUGGAACUUGAGGUCUGCGAUUUGGCCGCGACAAUAUCUGGGACAGCAACUCUAUCUCAGAGUAUGGAACGCUGAUAAGAGCCUUGCUAAUGAGUAUAAUCCUCCAACUAAUUUGCUUCUUUGUGGAAAAGCUGUCGGAAGACAUCCUUAAACAACCCUUCUUAUGGAUCAAGUUUAGUUAAUUAUCAUCUUAAUACGUUUAUAUAUAGAUUCUUACUAUUAGGUCAUCAGUGUUUGACCUUGAGCUUGAUUGAAGCGGGAAAUUUUCUUAUUUUUUUAACAUCCUUUUUCCCUCUUAUUAUUUAUUUGUAUCUAUUUAUUUGAAUGGUUAAUUUCUUUCUUAUAUUA